AUGGCUUACAAAGAUAUCGUUCCAGUUGGAUCUGGAUUAAUUAUUGGUGCUACGUCGUUUGGAUUGGGUGUACUCUAUGCCAAUUUGCCGUACGACGUGAAUACGUUAUGGAGACAAGAUGAGACAGGGACUGCUUUCAUAACAUCAUUGGCACAUUAUAGUGUUUGGGGUAACUCACCAGCAUAUGUCCAUCAUAUUUUCCACUCUGUUAUUGGAUUAGGAUUCAUUGGUGCAUUCAUCAAGUUGUACAAGCCAAGUGAAGAUGCUAAGUACUUUGAGUAUGGUUCUUUGUUUUUGUACAUGGUAGGUGUGAUUAUUUACUUGACCAACUUGAGAAUUGGUGUUAACAGUUGCUUGGCUGGAGAUUGGGGUGAAGUUGACAUGCCUACUGGGAUCAAUGUUAUGGCUGCGUCGCAAGUGAUGAUUGGAUUUGCGUUAUUUGGUGUUUUAUUAUUGCAAGGAGGAUUAUACUACGCCGAAUGGUAUGACAACAGAUUGAAGGUUAAGUUCUUUGAAGAAGAAGAAAGAGCAGCUCUUGCUGCUGCUUCUGCCAAGACAGACAACCUCGCGGAGAGUGAAGUCGUGGGAAGUAAAGGUGCUUCUGCUUCCGGUGCUUCUGCUUCCUCCACCAAGGCCAAGAAGAAGUCGAAAUAG
Molecule: messenger RNA, 654 nt
Organism: Debaryomyces hansenii CBS767
Lineage: Eukaryota; Fungi; Ascomycota; Pichiomycetes; Serinales; Debaryomycetaceae
Gene: CSH3
Product: Csh3p
Exons: 1
Coding region: 1-654 (217 amino acids)
Biological process (GO): endoplasmic reticulum to Golgi vesicle-mediated transport
Cellular component (GO): endoplasmic reticulum membrane
Source: RefSeq, a predicted model, not a curated record